GUGUGUUUCGUUCCUAGAGUGUCUCGAGUUUUGCUGGUUAGCCACUGAGGAUUACAAAUUUUCCACCAUAAAAUGUUAACGCCUCGGAUACUAAGAAUAGCGAUAGUGCUAUGCAUCCUCAUUGCGAUCUUCUCCCAAGCGACAGAUAGUGCGCAAACAAAACGAAGAAUAAGGCGACCCACCAACCUAAAGUCGUCCGUAGCAAAACCAGAAGAUAAUCAAAUCCCCACGAAAAAGGCACAGGAUCGAUCGGAUCAAGCGCCCGCCUCGGCAACAAAUCGAUUCCGAGUGCGCACGAAAACGCGUGGCUCUGUGGCAGCUGGAGCGGCCGGUACUGCCGUAGUAGCAGGCGCUGCCACAUCCGCACUUAUUUCCAAGAAGGCUCAGGUCGACAGUGAUGGCUACAAGAUCGUCUGCUACUACACCAACUGGUCGCAGUACCGUACCAAGCUCGGUAAGUUCGUCCCGGAGGACAUACCGGCCGAUCUCUGCACCCACAUCAUAUUCGCCUUCGGUUGGUUGAAAAAGGGCAAACUCAGUUCGUUCGAAAGCAACGAUGAGACGAAGGACGGCAAAACGGGCCUGUACGAACGCAUGAUGACGCUGAAGAAGGCAAACCCCAAACUGAAGGUUCUGCUCGCGAUCGGUGGCUGGUCGUUCGGUACGCAAAAGUUCAAGGAAAUGUCGGCCACCCGAUACGCUCGGCAGACCUUCAUCUACUCGGCCAUCCCGUUCCUGCGGCAGCGUGGAUUCGAUGGUCUCGAUAUGGACUGGGAGUACCCGAAGGGUGGUGACGAUAAGAAGAACUUUGUCCUGUUGCUCAAGGAGCUGAAGGAAGCGUUCGAUGCCGAAUCGCAAGAAAUCCGUCAGCCACGGCUGCUUCUAACAGCGGCCGUCCCAGUCGGUCCAGAUAAUGUACGCGGUGGAUACGAUGUGCCGGCUGUCGCAAGCUAUCUCGACUUUAUCAACCUGAUGGCGUACGAUUUCCACGGCAAAUGGGAACGUGAAACGGGACAUAAUGCUCCCCUGUACGCACCUUCGUCGGAUAGUGAGUGGCGUAAGCAGCUUUCGGUAGACUAUGCCGCUAACCUGUGGGUGAAGUUGGGCGCUCCGAAAGAGAAGCUGGUCAUCGGUAUGCCUACUUAUGGCCGUUCGUUUACGCUGUCCAACACGGACCGAUACAAGGUCAACUCUCCUGCUAGCGGCGGCGGUAAGGCCGGCGAGUACACGAAGGAGUCCGGAUUCUUGGCUUACUAUGAAAUCUGCGAAAUGCUACUGAACGGUGCGGUUUACAUUUGGGACGAUGAGAUGAAGGUGCCGUACAUGGUGGACGGUGAUCAGUGGGUUGGAUUCGAUGAUGAGCGUGCCAUCCGUAACAAGAUGAGCUGGAUCAAAACAAACGGAUUCGGUGGUGCCAUGGUGUGGACGGUCGAUAUGGACGACUUCUCCGGUACGGUGUGCGGUGGAAACGUCAAAUAUCCGUUGAUCGGUGCAAUGCGUGAAGAGCUGCGUGGAGUAAGCCGUGGAAAGGAAGCGAAGGAUGUCGACUGGUCGUCUGUGGCUGCUACUAUUGUGGAGAAGGAAGUUGAAAAGCCGGCUCCGAUCAAAAUCUCCGUCUCAGAACUGCUCUCAAAGGUCCAGAAACCUCAGAAGAAGAUCAUCAAGCAGGGUCUUGCCACGGUGGAAAAGAACUCACGACCAGCCCAAGUGUUCUGUUACUUGACGAGCUGGUCAGUGAAACGCCCAGGAGCCGGAAAGUUCGAACCGAAGGACGUUGAUGCGACCCUCUGCACACACAUCGUGUACGCCUUUGCCACACUCAAGGACCAUAAGCUAACCGAAGCGAACGAGAACGAUCCGGACAUGUACGAUGAAGUAAUCGCCCUGCGCGAGAAGAACCCCGACCUGCAGAUCCUGCUUGCCAUCGGUGGAUGGGCGUUCGGUUCCACCCCAUUCAAAGAGCUUACCUCGAACGUAUUCCGCAUGAACCAGUUCGUGUACGAAGCGAUCGAAUUCCUGCGCGAAUACCAGUUCAACGGGCUCGAUGUUGACUGGGAAUAUCCUCGUGGUGCUGACGAUCGUAAGGCGUACGUUGAUCUGCUCCGCGAGCUGCGUGUUGCUUUCGAAGGUGAAGCAAAGACAUCGGGACAGCCUCGCCUCCUGCUGACUGCUGCCGUCCCCGCAUCCUUUGAAGCGAUCGCGGCUGGAUAUGAUGUGCCGGAGAUUUCCAAAUAUCUCGACUUCAUUAACGUCAUGACGUACGAUUUCCACGGACAGUGGGAACGUCAAGUGGGACACAAUUCGCCUCUAUUCCCACUUGAUUCUGCUUCGAACUAUCAGAAGAAGCUCACCGUAGACUACAGUGCCCGCGAAUGGGUGAAGCAGGGUGCACCGAAGGAAAAACUGCUGAUCGGUAUGCCCACGUACGGUCGAUCGUUUACGCUCGUCAACCAGACGCAGUUCGAUAUUGGUGCACCGGCGUCCGGUGGUGGUUUGCCAGGCAAGUUCACUAACGAGGCCGGUUUUCUGAGUUACUACGAAAUCUGCGCAUUCCUCGGUGUGGACAAUACGACGCUCGUGUGGGAUUCGGAGCAACAGGUGCCAUUCGCUUACCGUAAGGACCAGUGGGUCGGUUUCGAUGAUGAACGAUCGCUCAAAACGAAGAUGGAAUGGCUCAAGGAGGAAGGCUUCGGUGGCAUUAUGGUGUGGUCGAUCGAUAUGGAUGAUUUCUCGGGUCGCUGCGGAAGCGGCAAAUACCCACUGCUGAACGUACUUACCAGCGAGCUGAAGGACUACAAGGUGCAGCUGGAAUACGAUGGCCCGUACGAGUCCUAUGGACCACGUGGUGCCUACACGACAAAGGAUCCGAAUGAGGUGACCUGCGCUGAGGAGGAUGGUCAUAUCAGCUACCAUCCGGAUAAGGCCGACUGUACACACUAUUUCAUGUGUGAGGGAGAACGCAAACAUCAUAUGCCAUGCCCGGCCAACCUGGUCUUCAACCCGAACGAGAACGUUUGCGAUUGGCCCGAAAAUGUGGAAGGAUGUCAGCACCACACGCAAGCACCGGCGGCCAAGUAG
This is a messenger RNA of Anopheles maculipalpis, 3078 nucleotides long. RefSeq names its product probable chitinase 10 (gene Cht7). The coding region runs from base 73 to 3078 and encodes 1001 amino acids. Gene Ontology annotation, cellular component: extracellular region. Lineage: Eukaryota; Metazoa; Arthropoda; Insecta; Diptera; Culicidae. Gene Ontology annotation, molecular function: hydrolase activity, hydrolyzing O-glycosyl compounds; chitin binding. The record is from RefSeq and is a predicted model, not a curated record. Gene Ontology annotation, biological process: chitin catabolic process; carbohydrate metabolic process. The transcript has 8 exons.